Paracoccidioides brasiliensis Pb18 is the source of this 387-nucleotide messenger RNA. RefSeq lists its product as uncharacterized. Gene Ontology annotation, molecular function: oxidoreductase activity, acting on paired donors, with incorporation or reduction of molecular oxygen; iron ion binding; heme binding. The record is from RefSeq and is a predicted model, not a curated record. The coding region runs from base 1 to 387 and encodes 128 amino acids. The transcript has 2 exons.
AUGCUAUGUUCGGUUGCUGUGAUCUGUAGUCCCAGAAGCUUCGAUCCCCUGCGUUAUUUCAACGACUUCCAAACCGCAAGUGAGGCUGCCUCGAACCCGGACGUGUCCAAACGUGACCACUUUGGCUUUGGUGCGUGGUGGAGGAUUUGCCAGGGAAUGCAUGUUGCAGAGCGUUCCAUCUUUCUUGGAGUUUCACGUAUGCUAUGGGACUUUGGGUUCGGCAUAGCCCGUGAUGCGCAGGGAAACGAAAUUGUCCCAGACCCAGAGAAGUUGAAGGAAAGGCAGAUGGACCUCAAUCGUUCUCCAGCUGAACACCUGAAGUUCGAGAAUCUCAAGCAUCUUUCAGGAGCAUCACAAGCCAAGAUUUGUGACCAGUUUUGGUUUUAA